UAAAAGACGAGAUUUUUUGUCCAAAUAAACCAUUGUGUUCUCAUUUGAUUCAAACCAAAAUAUAUCUUAUGUGAAAUAAUGAUGAUGAAUUUUUCAAAACAAAUUAUUGUUUGUUUGAUUUUUGUAUUCAUUCAAACUAUCUCUGGUUGUAGUGACAACAACGAUGAAUGGUGUUGUCAUAAUAACAAAUGUUACAAGUUGAUCCAUAAUCAUCAAGGUGCCUAUUCUGAUAGUGAUCGAUAUUGUGGUCAAUCACGUGGACGUGCAGUGACUAUCUAUUCUGCAGAUGAACAAAAAUUUAUUGAAAAUUAUCUACGUAAAAUUGGUUACGGAAAAAAUGUAUGGAUUGGUGGCCAUAGACAGAAUACUAAAUUUGCAUGGCGUAAUGAUGGAACUCUAAUCGAAGGUAAUGUUUACGCUAAUUGGGCUUCAGAUCAUCCGACAAUGAAUUUCGCCAAAGCUUGUAUGCAAAUGAAUGGUAUGAAUGCAUCGGAACCGGGAAAAUGGAUUGAAAAUUUCUGUUUUGCAUCGAAUGGCAUUCUCUGUGAACGAUUUGUAAAAGAUAAUGACAAUGAUAACAAUAACGAUAACGAUGAUGACGAUGACUGUGAUGAUUGUGACAAUAACGAUAAUAAUAAUCAUGACAACAAUAACAACAAUGAAUGGUCUUGUCGUAAUAACAAAUGUUACAAGUUGAUCCGUAAUCAAAAUGGCGAAUUUUCUGACAGUGAUCGAUAUUGUGGUCAAGCACGUGGACGUGCUGUGACCAUCUAUUCAGCAGAUGAACAAAAAUUUCUUGAAAAUUAUCUGCGCAAUAUUGGUUAUGGCAAAAGUGUAUGGGUUGGUGGACAUCGACAGAAUACUAAAUUUUCAUGGCGUAAUGAUGGAAUUCUAAUCGAAGGUGAUGUUUACGCUAAUUGGGCUUCAAAUCAUCCAACAAUGAAUUUUGCAAAAGCUUGCAUGCAAAUGAAUGGUAUGGAUGAAUCGGAACCAGGAAAAUGGAUUGAAAAUUAUUGUUUUGCAUCGAAUGGUAUUCUUUGUGAACGAUUUGUAAAAGAUCAUGAUAAUGAUAACGAUAACGAUGAUGAUGACGAUGACGAUGACGAUGAUUGUGAUGAUUGUGACAAUAAUGAUAAUAAUAAUAAUAACAAUAACAAUAACAACCAAUGCUGUCAACAAAUCGAACGUAAUAUGGAACGAAUGCGCAGAGAUAUGGAAAAACGAUUUGAUAACAUGGAAAGAAAAAUGGACAAAAUGAAUAAUCGUAUUGAUAAAAUUGAUGAUCGAAUAAAUCAAGUUCGUGAUGAUAUGAAACAAUUUUCGGAUAAAAUCAAACAAUUCGAACAUUCAAUGAAAUCAUUGAACGUACAGGAAAUUGAACGUAAUUUCACCGGUAUUGCAUCCGUACUACAAUAUUAUUCCGAACAAUUACAUUCGAUUCGUCAUGAAUUGGAUAACCAUCCAUCAACAGAUGUUGAUUUGAAUAUUGUCAAACGUGAACUAAUUGAAUAUUUCCAAGAAAAAUUGGAACAAAAAAAUCUAGAUGAAGUGGUUAAUGAUAUAAAAUUAUCAUAUGUCAAUUUCCGUCGUGCAUUGAUGGUCAAAAAAUGGCCGAUGGGCAACACUUGGCUAUGUUUAAAAUCUUUAUUUGUGCCAUUAAAUGAUGAAGAAAAAUCAUUAAAAAUCUGGCCAAAAUAAAAUAAAUAAAUAAAAUCAUUCUAAUCCUGAA
This is a messenger RNA of Dermatophagoides farinae (American house dust mite), 1729 nucleotides long. RefSeq lists its product as uncharacterized. The record is from RefSeq and is a predicted model, not a curated record. NCBI's taxonomy places the organism in Eukaryota, Metazoa, Arthropoda, Arachnida, Sarcoptiformes, Pyroglyphidae.